Messenger RNA from Babesia microti strain RI, 1491 nucleotides. Its product is annotated as RuvB-like protein 2. The coding region runs from base 1 to 1491 and encodes 496 amino acids. Gene Ontology annotation, biological process: regulation of transcription by RNA polymerase II; chromatin remodeling; box C/D snoRNP assembly. Gene Ontology annotation, molecular function: ATP binding; ATP hydrolysis activity; DNA helicase activity. The record is from RefSeq and is a predicted model, not a curated record. Gene Ontology annotation, cellular component: Swr1 complex; R2TP complex; Ino80 complex. The transcript is spliced from 8 exons. Lineage: Eukaryota; Apicomplexa; Aconoidasida; Piroplasmida; Babesiidae.
AUGGAUGUAAUAGAAGUUCAACGGUUAGAACGAAUUAGCACCCAUUCUCACAUUAAAGGCUUGGGUGUAGAUGGAAGACUUGAAAUUGAAAAUGCUAAUGUGGGUUUAGUGGGCCAGGAACAUGCUAGGAAGGCUGCAAAAAUCAUUGUUCACAUGAUAAAAUCUGGUAAAAUUGCUGGCCGUGCAAUACUUCUUACUGGUUAUCCGGGUACUGGAAAAACUGCUAUUGCAUUAGCUAUUGCUAAGGAAUUGGGACAGAACACCCGCUUUACCCAUAUUACUGGUUCAGAAGUCUACUCCCUUGAACUAUCAAAAACAGAAUCUCUUACCCAAGCUAUAAGGCGAUCAAUUGGCGUUACAAUAAAUGAAGAGUGUGAGAUUAUCGAGGGUGAAAUUGUGGAGAUUGAGAUAAACCGAUUUUCACCAAGGGACAACCCAUCAACAUCAGCUGGUGGCAAUUCAUCUUUACUUAUUGGCAAUUCUAAUAACGUUCAAAUAUGGCCAAGUGGCGGCAAUUCGGGUAAUUGUGGUAAAAUAACUAUCAAAACUACCGACAUGGAGACCAUGUACGACUUGGGCAGUAAAAUGAUUGAUUCAUUUAUUAAAGAGAAAAUAACUGCCGGCGAUGUGAUAUCCAUAGAUAAAUCCACUGGUAGAAUUACAAAGCUGGGUAGAUCUUACUCUAGAUCAAAGGAUUACGAUGCUUUGGGACCACAUAUUAAUUUUAUACAGAUAUUAAUCCAGUGUCCAAAUGGAGAACUCCAAAAACGAAUUACUCGAGUGCACAAUGUGUCUUUGCAUGAAAUUGACGUAAUAAACAGCCGUACCCAAGGUUUUUUAGCCCUUUUUGCUGGGGAUACCGGGGAGUUAAAAAAUGAAGUGAGGGAACAGAUUGAUGCCAAAGUGGCCGAAUGGCAAGAUGAUGGAAAGGCUACUGUAACACAAGGCGUGCUAUUCAUUGACGAGGUACAUAUGUUGGACAUUGAAUGUUUUUCAUUCCUAAACAGAGCCCUUGAGAGCUCCCAAGUGCCAAUUGUUAUUAUGGCCACAAAUAGGGGUAUCACCCGCAUUAGGGGGACUGAUUAUAAAGCUCCACAUGGAAUACCACUGGAUCUCCUCGAUCGCACACUUAUAAUACCUACUUAUCCUUACAACAAUGAAGAGACACUUAAUAUCAUCGAGGAGCGAGCCAUUGAGGAGCAAGUUGAUAUAGAAGAUAAUGCAAAGCAAUUGUUGUGCCUAAUUGCCCAGGAAAAAUCACUCAGAUAUGCAUUGCAACUUAUUACUAUCGCACACGUGGCAUCAAAAAGAUCAAAGCAUCCCAAAGUCAUGGUUUCUGAUGUGGAAAGAUCUUAUGGGCUAUUUUUGGAUGCCAAGAGAUCACUUGAAUAUCUGAUGACCCAUAGUGGGGAUUUCAUGUUUUCGGAGCUGGAUCAGUCGAAUAAUCAAAAUACCCAAGAUAACAAUGGUAGAAUAGAAAUUGAGAUGUAG